Molecule: messenger RNA, 513 nt
Organism: Chanos chanos (milkfish)
Lineage: Eukaryota; Metazoa; Chordata; Actinopteri; Gonorynchiformes; Chanidae
Gene: sfr1
Product: SWI5-dependent homologous recombination repair protein 1
Exons: 2
Coding region: 1-513 (170 amino acids)
Biological process (GO): positive regulation of DNA-templated transcription; double-strand break repair via homologous recombination
Cellular component (GO): Swi5-Sfr1 complex
Source: RefSeq, a predicted model, not a curated record
AUGAGUGCGUCCCUGAGGGAGAGACUUAAAAAAACGAGGCGAUCCUUUAGAUCACCGUCAAACGUGGCGAAACGUCUGAAAAUCGACGAGGAGUCGGCUCAGUCUUUAGAGGAAGGAAAGACUAAACACGAAAGAGACACAACGGACGUCAACAGUAAUGAAACGAUGCAGAGAGAUUCCCCGGCGACAUCCCCUGUUAUAGCUGAGAGCUCAUUAACUCAGGCUGACAUGCUUCAGCAGCGAGAUCAGCUGAGGAGGGAGGUAAAGGAGAAGAUGGAUAUUCUUCGAAGAUUAAAUAUGGUCAAAAUGUACAGAAGCAAGAAUGACCUGACCCAGCUGCAGGAGCUCACGGGCAAAUGGAGACUCUGUGCUCAGGCUGUUUUAUAUGAGCUGCAGACAGAGUUAUGCAAAGACGGCAGGAAAACCAGUCUCUCCCAGCUCAUGGACCAGUUUGGACUGGAGGACGGCAUGCUUCAUUUUGACAGGACAGAGGACGACUUCACGGACAGCUGA